ACUAGGCUGGAAUCUCCCCAGCCAGAUCACGUGUGGCAUCAGCUGACACUCCAGAUAACAAUAUGUGUGCAACCUUGGCCCAGUGCACUGCAGGAGGGAAGAGCCAGCAGGGACCCAUCAAUCUCCUGCCAGCAGCGAGGACAGACAGCAUGAGCACAUCCGGAAAAGUGAUCAAGUGCAAAGCCGCUGUGCUAUGGGAGACCAAGAAGCCCUUCUCCAUCGAGGAAAUAGAAGUCGCGCCCCCCAAGGCCCAUGAAGUCCGCAUUAAGAUGGUGGCCACCUCAGUCUGCCGCUCAGACGAUCACGUGGUUGCUGGAAACCAUCCUACGCCACUCCCUGCAGUUCUAGGCCACGAGGGAGCUGGUAUUGUGGAGAGCAUCGGAGAAGGGGUGACUUCUGUCAAACCAGGUGAUAAAGUCAUCCCGCUCUUUUCUCCCCAAUGUGGAAAUUGCAGAAUCUGCAAGCACCCGGAGAGCAACUUAUGUGUAACAAGUGUGUCACAGACUCAGGGGACGAUGUCUGAUGGCACCAGCAGGUUCACAUGCAAGGGAAAGUCAACCUACAACUUCAUGUGCACCAGCACCUUCUCCCAGUAUACUGUGGUAGAUGAGAUGGCAGUGGCUAAAAUCGAUGCGACUUCACCCCUAGACAAAGUCUGCCUCAUCGGCUGCGGGUUCUCAACUGGCUAUGGCUCUGCUGUCAAAGUCGCCAAGGUGACCCCAGGCUCCACCUGUGCUGUGUUUGGCCUUGGAGGUGUCGGUCUGUCUGUCAUCAUUGGCUGUAAAACAGCUGGAGCAGCCAGGAUCAUCGCUGUGGACAUCAACAAAGACAAGUUUGCGAAGGCCAAAGAAUUGGGUGCCACUGAGUGCAUCAACCCUCUAGAUUACAGCAAACCCAUCCACGAAGUAAUCCAGGAAAUGACCGAUGGAGGUGUGGACUUCUCUUUUGAAGUAAUCGGUCGCCUUGACACCAUGAUGUCUUCCCUGUUAAGCAGCCAUGCAUCAUGUGGUGUAAGUGUUAUUGUUGGGGUUCCUCCUCAUUCUCAAAGCCUCUCUGUGAACCCUUUGUUGCUGUUGCUGGGACGCACGUGGAAAGGAGCAAUAUUUGGUGGCUUUAAGAGUAAAGAUUCUGUCCCCAAGCUUGUGGCUGAUUUCAUGGCUAAGAAGUUUCCAUUGGAGCCAUUAAUUACCCAUGUUUUACCUUUUGAGAAAAUCAAUGAGGCCUUUGAGCUGCUUCGCUCUGGAGAGAGUAUCCGGACUGUCCUGACGUUCUGAGACCAUACUGAUGCCUUCCUACUCCUGACCCCUGCACCCCACUGAAUCAUGACACCAGCCACAUACAGCGCUAAUGUUGUUCCUUAGGGACACUGCCAAUAAAGUAAUCAUGUAAGCUUUC
This is a messenger RNA of Microtus oregoni (creeping vole), 1395 nucleotides long. RefSeq names its product alcohol dehydrogenase 1-like. Bases 63 to 1274 code for a protein of 403 amino acids. The transcript has 10 exons. Gene Ontology annotation, cellular component: cytosol. Lineage: Eukaryota; Metazoa; Chordata; Mammalia; Rodentia; Cricetidae. Gene Ontology annotation, biological process: retinol metabolic process; retinoic acid metabolic process. Gene Ontology annotation, molecular function: all-trans-retinol dehydrogenase (NAD+) activity; zinc ion binding. The record is from RefSeq and is a predicted model, not a curated record.